Molecule: messenger RNA, 1077 nt
Organism: Raphanus sativus (radish)
Lineage: Eukaryota; Viridiplantae; Streptophyta; Magnoliopsida; Brassicales; Brassicaceae
Exons: 2
Coding region: 1-1077 (358 amino acids)
Source: RefSeq, a predicted model, not a curated record
AUGGAGGACGUAUUGUCUCGUGCCUGGGUUCAAGUAAGGUGGGAAGAAGAUGUUGCUAGUAGGGCCAAAGCCGGUCAGAAGUACGAUCAGAAGUCCUCAAAGUCAACUAGGAAUGAUCGUGACGAGCCCACUCAUCCCGAAUCUGCUAGGGAGACUAGUAAUCCGAGCAGGGGCAGGUACCAACAUCGACCUCUGCCUAGGUGCGAGGGGAUGAUGGUAUCCACGUGGCCUGAUAUCUCUCAUCUUGCGAUAUCCAAACUGGAACUGAUCGGUGUCCUACGACAAAUGGGUCCUCAAGUCAAGUGGCCUCCUAAGAUGAAAGCCGUAGAGGCUAAUCGAAACCCCAAGCGAUGGUGCGAAUUCCAUAGUGACCAUGGUCACACUACGGAGGAUUACAUAGCCAUGAAGAUGGAAGUCGCCGAGCUCCUCAAUAAAGGCUACCUGAGGGAGUUCCUCUCGGAUAAGGCCAAGAACCUUCUGAAUAAGGAAGGUCCCGGUCUCCCUAUCGAGGCAGUUCCCGCAUUGCCACCACAACGAGACCGGGUGAUCCAUGUCAUCUCAGGCGGAUCGGAGGUAAGCGGAAUUAGCAGUGCCGCUGCCAAGAGAUGUACUAGCAACGCCAGGAACGGCCAAGAGGCCGAGGCCUUCGCGGACCUAGGGUUGGAACCUACAGCUCUAACUAGAAAGGCGACUCCCCUUGUAGGAUUCAGUGGAGAGGUCAAGCAAACCUUAGGGGAGGUCCUUCUCCCCGUGUACGCCGAGGGGAUAAAUCAAGCCACGAAAUUCCUAGUUGUCGAUUGCCCCUUAUCGUACAACGUGAUACUAGGAAGACCUUGGAUCCAUGACAUGGGAGCCGUACCUUCGACUUUGCAUCAGCUGGUCAAGUUCCCAACUCCCUGGGGCAUUAAGGCGGUCAAGGGAGAUGAAGAAAAUCCUAGAUCCUGCUACCAGACUACUUUAAAGGGAAGGACCCAAGUCUUAUACCAAUUACAGAAGAAGCUUCCGGCCCUGCAUAUCGAAGAGCCGGAAGUGGAGGAAAUGGAUGAGGUUCCACUCACAGAGGGGAACUCGAGUUGA